Messenger RNA from Closterium sp. NIES-65, 1308 nucleotides. The record is from the annotation of a GenBank genome assembly. NCBI's taxonomy places the organism in Eukaryota, Viridiplantae, Streptophyta, Zygnematophyceae, Desmidiales, Closteriaceae.
AUGUCCACUUGGCAUGUGCCGAAACCCUCCCCGUCGCCAGUGCCAACACCCUCCCCAUUGCCAGUGCCAACACCCUCCCCGUCGCCAGUGCCAACACCCUCCCCGUCGCCAGUGCCAACACCCUCCCCAUUGCCAGUGCCAACACCCUCCCCGUCGCCAGUGCCAACACCCUCCCCGUCGCCAGUGCCAACGCCCUCCCCGUCGCCAGUGCCAACACCCUCCCCGUCGCCAGUGCCAACACCCUCCCCAUCGCCAGUGCCAACACCCUCCCCAUCGCCAGUGCCAACACCCUCCCCGUCGCCAGUGCCAACACCCUCCCCAUCGCCAGUGCCAAACCCCUCUCCACCUCCUCCAACGUCAUCUCCCAGUGAGCCUACAGCCUCUCUCUCCCAAACUGGAGGCGGUUUAUCCAGCGGAGCCAUUGCUGGCAUUGCUGCUGCUGGCACUGUGGCUGUCCUCGUGAACGAGAUGGCAAGCAAGCACCAUCCGCAUCUUGUGCGUCUGUUGGGCUAUUGCAUCGACAUUGACCUCUCCACACGACUCAUGGAGCAGAUCCUCGUUUACGAGUUCAUGCCCAACCACGACCUUGAGAGCUGGAUUGGUUCUGGUGUCUCCCAUCCUCUUUCGCUUCGUCAAAGGCUUGACGUUCUGAUUGGAGUGGCAAAGGGGUUGCAGUAUCUUCAUGACUUCGGCAUUGUGCAUCGCGACAUCAAACCUGCCAACAUUCUCCUUGAUGCAAAGAUGCAGGCCAAGAUUGCAGACUUUGGGCUUGUGAAGCUUAGUGGGGGCACUGCUAUGGGCACGUCUGUGGCUGCCACACGAGUGAUGGGAACACCGGGCUAUGUGGACCCUGCGUAUUUCAAGUCUCAUAAGGCCACUCCAGCAGCAGAUGUGCACAGUUUUGGCAUGGUGACGCUGGUGGUUAUCACGGCGCGCAAGGCUGUGCAUGUAACACAGGAAAACCAGAUCAAUCUCAAACAAUGGGUGGCCCCGUUGGUGGACUCCGGUGCUGUAUUGGCAUUCAAGGACCCUCACUUGGACGCACCAGAUGACUUGGUGCUGCGCUGGGCUCGCCUUGCCCUCUCCUGCACGGCCAUGCCUGUAGCCUCCCGCCCCUCCAUGAAUCAAGUGCUUUGGGAGCUGGUGAAGUUGAAGGAGGAGGCAUCCGGAGCACAUGAGGGCCAUGUGGGCGAGGCCAAAUCUCGCAUUGACAUGGAGCUUGGGAGCUCCAUUGGCUCCUCCAGCUUCACUGCUGAAAUGGCCCGUGCGGAGCGCGAGGGGGGCAUGCCAAGUGGCUCUUCCACGUAA